AAGAAAGCUUGUAUUGUGGGUUUAUAUUGAAAAUUAUGUUAGAUAUAUUAUAAACGCCUAUGACUAUAUAGCAGAGUAACAUUGUAAACAAAAUGGCACAGUGUUCAAUUGCAAUAUCGUCGUUUCCGUUAGAUACAUUUCCGCGGUACCAAUAUACUAUGGAUAGGGUGGAAACCUUGCUAGCUAAAUUCAAACGAUUAGGAUUUGAAACUUCUGGUUUACCUAAGUCAGACGAUAUAUCAAUCUUGGAAUUAAAGAGUAACGGGUCAGCAUCACACUUUCUUAUCAGUGAUUGGAUCGUCGUUGAAAAAGAAAUACUUAUGACUGACAGAACAACUUUUAAACAAUACAGUACAUCAGAAGCAGUUGUUGUCAUCGUUUAUGACAAAGCUCUUAUACCUGAUAAAUGCGUGUAUGGAAUAAUUCUAGAAACGGGUCAGCAAACCAAUUUCGACACUAAAGAAAAUAAUAUAAUUUGUUCAUCGAUAGAGGACUUGAAAACAAACACAGACCGGUUGUUGGAACGUUAUCUUCUGAGCUUUUUGAAGAAAGCUGCCGAAAAUGUGUCGCCUUGCACUAUAGAGGAGGCCGCGGUCAUUGGUGACCAAAAUCCAAACGACGUUAAAAGAACCGUAUCAGUGACUGAUUUUGGAGAAGAACUUGUAUCUAAGAAACGGCUAAGAUGUAGUAAUGGGGAGUUUGAAAGUCGGACACAUGCAUGUGAACGCACUCUGUCAGAUGUGAUGGCAAUAUUCAAAAGAAGUUGUGCCCCACCGGACGAAUGGCCUAAUUUGGAAAAGAAAGAAAUAUUUGUUUUAAAUGAUAAUGUAUCUCAAGAAUUGUCCAGACUCGACCCUUCCCUCAUAGGAGUAGGUUAUGAACAUGACAUAUUGCAAAUGUUUGUCGACAGAAACGAAAAUGUGGAACUUGAUACUGCUCUUGAAAAUAUCUUGGCUAAACACAAAAUUGCAAAACAUCAUAUUAACCACGGACCAUGGAAGUGUGUCCCUUUAUGUGACAUAAGGGUUGGACAACAUAUUAGAGCAACGACACAAAGGAUCGGAACUGUGGGGGGUUUUGCAACGAGAGACGGACAUUUAUAUGCCCUCACGGCGCGUCACGUCGUUGAAGGUGCUGAGUUUCUUUAUAUUGAUCAAUCCCAAGGACAUGUCGAUGAACCUUCACUACAAGACAGUAUCUUGUACAGUAGAUCGUCAGAAGAUCAACCCGCUUUAGGCGAACGUACAACUAUUAUUACUGCAGAUCAAAGGUCAAGUGUUCGAGACGAUAACACGGAGCCUGCAAUCAAUGUCGAUGUCCGUGUUGGAAAUGAAGGUUUACAUACCAGAUUAGCCAAAUUCGCAAUUGUUGAGAGGGGAGUAGGAGAGCUUGACAUUGCUGCUGCUAGAAUUGAGCGACCGGAUCAAAUCAGAAACCCAAUGUUUAUGAGUUCGAGAAAGGCUUUUAAGAAAAGCAUUCUUUUUGACUUUCGUCGAAAAGAUGAACACGAAAUUCGAAAAUUACUGGAUAGUGAACAGGUAUAUGCAUGGGCGUCAUCAAAGGUUCCGCUCAAAGGGCAAAUAUAUAUUCCGAUUUACAAAAAUCCCAUUACAAAACAAAGAUUUGUUGCCAUAAAAAACGAGUUUGAUGUUCCCGGCUCGCAAACUGAUGAUCUUCCCGACCCAAAUGCCUUUGGCAAAGAAGGCGACAGUGGCGCAAUUGUAUGUAGCGAUGAUAUCGACGGUAAAGGGGUUAUUGUUUACAGUAUGUUUACAAACAAAUUGGAAAACGAAAAUGGGCGAACAUUUUACUUGACACUCAUAUUACAAGACGGACUUGACCAACUUGCCAAUAAUAUAGUUCCUGAAACAACGUCACAUUUUGUUUUGUGUUAAAUGUAGCAUUUACUUAUUCAUAAACUUAAUUGUUCAUCAUUUCCAUGUGAAAUAGUUGUCGUUUGUACUAUUACAUGAAUAGUACAAUGGUAUCGAUCAUUUGUGUUGUUACUCUUAUAUAUGUUUUAAAGUGAAUAGUAUGCAAAUUUAAUGUCAUUCCACUAAACGCGCGGAAAAUCAAACGUAGACAACUAUUUUUUGCUUUGGGUUUGUUAAAUUGAUAACCAAAAUUCAUUUAAGAAGUUGAAACAGUAUUUAACAAUGCUAAGCAUUAUAAAUCGAUUUCGGUACAUAAUUUGUACACAACUGAUUUUACAUUUCAUUUUUAAACUACAUAGAUUCAAAUUCAAUGCUUUAAAUGGUAUUCGUUUAU
Molecule: messenger RNA, 2268 nt
Organism: Dreissena polymorpha
Lineage: Eukaryota; Metazoa; Mollusca; Bivalvia; Myida; Dreissenidae
Exons: 3
Coding region: 93-1895 (600 amino acids)
Source: RefSeq, a predicted model, not a curated record